ACGUGGAGUAUUUUUGUCGCGCUGUUUGCCAUUUUUGUGUACAACUACAGGUUUGCAAAGAAUAAUUCAAACGACGGAGCAGACAUGCUUAACAGUUCAUACAGCUACAUUAUUGUGGGAGCUGGAUCAGCUGGUUGCGUUCUUGCUAACAAACUUUCGGAAGAUUUAAGAUCCUCGGUGCUAAUUAUAGAGGCUGGAGGAUCGGAGGAUGAAAGUGAACUGAUGCAUAUCCCCUUCCUAUCGGGGGCCCUGCAGGCUACAAAACACGAUUGGGCUUUCAGGACAAUACCUCAAAAAUACGCAUGCUUCAAUAUGCAAGGAAAGGAAUGUACAUGGCCAAGGGGGCGUGUCCUGGGCGGAUCAAGCUCUAUAAACUAUAUGCACCACAUAAGAGGGAGUCGGCAUGACUUUGACGGUUGGGCCAAAGAGGGAGCAGAUGGGUGGAGUUACAAGGACGUUCUGCCGUAUUUUAUCAAAUCUGAAGAUAUGCAGAUACCAAGUUUGCAAAAUUCACCGUACCAUGGAAUAGGGGGUCCGCUGAUCGUUAGUGACUCAAAAGCCACGCCCCUCAGUGAUAAAGUUUACAGGCGAGGAAUGCAGGAGAUGGGAUAUGAUGUGGUAGACUGCAAUGGAGAGACUCAAAUAGGAUUUUGUCCUGGACAAGAAACAACCAAAAACAGAGAAAGAUGGAGCACCGCUAAAGCUUUCCUAAGACCAGCCAUGAUCCGCCCGAACCUUCACGUGGCUACAAACUCAUACGUAUCAAAGAUAAUGAUUAAAGAUAAGAAGGCUGUGGGAGUUUCCAUGAUUAGGAACAAUGUAAAACAUGUGAUAAAGGCAGAGAAAGAAGUCAUCAUUUCUGCUGGAGCAAUAAACUCACCUAAAAUCCUGAUGUUGUCUGGAAUUGGUCCUAAAGAGCAUCUAGAGUCAUUGGGGAUCCCAUUAGUUGCCGAUCUGCCAGUUGGAGAAAACUUAGAGGAUCAUAUAAAUGUACAUAUGUUAUUCAGAGAUAAUACAAGUUCGGCGUUUAGCCCUUCAGCCAUUUCCUUUUUGAAAUACAGUUUGUUAAAAUCAGGUCCUCUUGGAAAAACACACAUAGAAGGAAGCGCCUUUCUCAAGGACGAUGACAGUUUGCUUCCAUAUGCUCAGCUUUCAUUUUACAGCGUUUCAGGCUUUCCUUCUAUGGAUGAAGGGUUUAUCAAAACGUUAAAUUUGGAUCCAGAGGUGCUUCAAAGAAUGUAUGACGCAUCUAAGAAUAGCAGCAUCAAAGCAGGAGGGACAUUCAUUGCACUGUGUACACUGCUCCAUCCAAAAAGUAGAGGGAAAAUACGACUUCGUAGUGACGAUCCGUUUGAUUCGCCUCUUAUAGACCCUAAAUACUUAGAUCAUCCUGAUGAUAUGAAAAUGUUAUUAAAAGGAAUAAAACAACUGUUACAGUUAGCAAAUACAACAGCAUUUAGAUCCGUUGGAGCAUCACCGCUGGAUCCCUACGAUGAAUAUUUUUAUCCCCCGUGUAAAGAUCUUCCAUACGAAGCAGAUGAAUACUGGAUUUGUAGAGUAAAAUAUAAUCUGCUAGCCAUGUAUCACACAACUUCAACAUGUAGAAUGGGAGCAGCUACCGAUAAUACUGCGGUUGUUGAUCCACAACUGAGAGUAAGGGGUGUAAGAGAUCUGAGAAUUGUCGACGCUUCCGUCAUGCGCCAUGUUCCUUCCGGUAAUCCAAACGCUCCAACGAUUAUGAUUGCAGAGAAAGCAGCCGACAUGAUUCGAGAAAUUGAUAGUGUGAAACAUAUCCGAGAAAAGACUGCAAAUUUAUAGAAAAUAAAUGUCAGUUUAUAUAUUAAUGUAUGAGUGUGUGUGACAGAGAAAAAGGAAGACAGAAUUGAAUAAAUAUCAAUUGUUGGAAUGAAUUUCUGAUUUUGUACACAAUUUGAAUUAUUCUAACAUCCAAAAUGUGGGUUUUGCCAAGUUUACAAUGUAUAAUACCAAUUUGUCCAAAUGUGUCAUGUUAACAAAUCAUAGUUUCAAAAAUAUUUAUAGAGUUCUGCAAGAUCAACAAGGAACAAUUUGUAAACAGGACCUGAUAUUUUUACAGACUUUAUCAGAAUUCUUGAAAUCAUGGAAAUAGAGAAUUUGAUUGCUACUAUUAUUGUGUAAGGAGUCUAAGUAAUCACUAUAUUUAUUUGUUAGGUGACUCGGGUGAGCAU
Saccostrea echinata is the source of this 2207-nucleotide messenger RNA. Its product is annotated as L-sorbose 1-dehydrogenase-like. The record is from RefSeq and is a predicted model, not a curated record. The transcript is spliced from 11 exons. Bases 85 to 1818 code for a protein of 577 amino acids. NCBI's taxonomy places the organism in Eukaryota, Metazoa, Mollusca, Bivalvia, Ostreida, Ostreidae. Gene Ontology annotation, molecular function: oxidoreductase activity, acting on CH-OH group of donors; flavin adenine dinucleotide binding.